Bombus pyrosoma is the source of this 2790-nucleotide messenger RNA. Its product is annotated as histone H3.3A. Lineage: Eukaryota; Metazoa; Arthropoda; Insecta; Hymenoptera; Apidae. The transcript has 4 exons. The record is from RefSeq and is a predicted model, not a curated record. Bases 150 to 560 code for a protein of 136 amino acids. Gene Ontology annotation, molecular function: structural constituent of chromatin; DNA binding; protein heterodimerization activity. Gene Ontology annotation, cellular component: nucleosome.
CCAAUCCUGUGAUAUGUAUCUGAAUAUGGUGCUGCCGCCUAUCUUUUACAAAACCAAACUACGUUUCUGAAAAAGCAUUAACCGACACAGUCGAACGAAGAAGUUUGCUGGAGGUCCUGUAUAAUAAACCGAUUGAGUAGCAGUGAACAAUGGCACGUACCAAGCAAACUGCACGUAAGUCAACAGGAGGUAAAGCUCCCAGGAAGCAACUUGCAACUAAAGCUGCACGUAAAAGUGCACCAUCUACGGGAGGUGUAAAAAAACCACAUCGUUAUAGGCCUGGUACUGUAGCUCUCAGAGAAAUCAGAAGAUACCAGAAAUCGACUGAGUUGUUGAUCAGAAAAUUACCAUUUCAACGUUUAGUUCGUGAAAUUGCACAGGAUUUCAAGACAGAUUUGCGAUUCCAGAGUGCUGCAAUUGGAGCAUUGCAAGAAGCUUCUGAAGCAUAUUUAGUUGGAUUGUUUGAAGACACAAACUUAUGUGCAAUUCACGCUAAACGCGUUACGAUAAUGCCUAAAGAUAUUCAGCUGGCCAGACGAAUUCGUGGUGAACGCGCUUAAACUGUUCAUAUUUCAGAUUCUUUGAAGUCUUUCUUUUUUCAAAUUCAUAUUGUUUUCAUAUUUGAAUGUUCUUAAAAUCAAAUUCAUUGUAGCUUAGUUUCUUUCAUAUAAGCCAUUAUAAUAAGUAUAAGUAAUUACACUGCCAAGUUCUAUAAGCUCUGAUACGCAGAGAUGAAGGAUAUGUAACCAUCAUCAUAUCAAAUAGUUUAGCCGAAAACAUAUAUCAUUUAAAUAUAAACGGUAUACGGAAGGCGCAAAGCGGAGUAUGUAGAUCGUAACAAAUAGUAAUAGUACUUUGCAUAAUUCAUAUUUUAUUAUUAUAUAUAACAAUAAGUAACGUACGCGAUAUAUAAGCAAUAUAACAAUAUGUAGAUUUAAUAUUUUACAAAAAAAAGUCAGUUAUCGCUACCUUAUUUACUUCGUGGUUAAUACAUUUUCUAUAUACAAUUUUCUAUAUUGAUGUUAAGUUAGAUCAUAGAUUAGAUUAAAUUUAUAAUAUAUAAGAUAGUUGUGCAAGUAAAUAUACAUAGUAACAUUUCAUGAAGGAAAGUCAAGUGCUAUUGGAUUAUGUAUGAGAAGUGUCAUGUUAUCUACAUGUUGUUAAUUGUAUUUACAUGAUUGGAUUAUCAAAAUUGAUUUGCACGUAUAUACUUCAUUUUUAUGAAUUAACAAAUCUAUCAUCAUAAAAUUACAUUUCAUUAUUAAUUAGGUUGUUAUUUUAAUAAUUAUAAUGAUAGUAAUAAAAAAACGCAGUUCAUAACACUAAAUUAAUGUAAAUGAUCCAUAAAAUUUUUUAAUAAACUUAACUUGAAUUGUUUUCCUGACAAAAUGAAAUCAUUUUUUAAAUAUAUUUUCCCGAUCAAAAUCUAUAACUACAAUUAUUUGUCAAGAAAGUAUUUUUUAAUUUUAAACAAAUUUGUUUCACAAAAAAUUCGUAAACGUAAAUCUUUUUAUUGCUAUUAUUAUCAAUUCUCGAAUACAUGACAUUGGUACGAUCGGUAAUUAUAAGGAUUACGUCAUCAAUGUAAAUAUCAUUUUAUAUUUAUAUCAGUAUUUUAUUGUUUUUUGAAAUGAAUAUUAGUAUAACAUAUGUUUUAUAAACGUACAAUGGAAAAUGCAAAAGACAUCAGAAAUUCAUCGAUGUAUAUCAUUAAUAACAAUUAAUAUCUGAUAUUGUGUUUAUAUUUACAAAAUAUUUUUGGUACAAUGGAAGUGUAAUUCAGAUCACAAUACCACAAAAAAUCAAGAAACUUAUUAAUAUAAUCGACUUUAGUACAAUUCAAUUUCCGCCGUUAAGUUCAAUUGACAAAAGCGCCAAAAUUCAAUAAUUUCGCUAGCUCGACAUCGCUCUACAUCGCUCGAUAUCACUCGACAUUGUUCGAACAUUAUUUACGUUUAGACACACAAUGGCGUCUAUUUUUCCGAACAGAAAACGUAGAAGAAGCUUCCAAUGGCCAGAAUAAUCACACAACGCCCAUUUCAAGAACAUGCAUUUGGAAGGGCAAUAAAAAAUUACUAGCUUGAUAACUACUCUAAUAUCAAGAUGACGUGUCCUUCUUAUACGUAUCCUCUACAGAUUUUCCAUAUCUUUCUGGAGGUUUCCACGAAAUGACUGAUUUCAUUGUAGCUAGAAUUACAUGACAAAAGUCGCAAAACGACUCUGUGCCCAGCUCUAUAAAUUUCAACUCGGUUUUUGCAAUCUAUUACAAGGAUAACACCUCUCAAUACUCUACAAUGCUCAUGCAAAUUCUUCCCUAAAACAGAAAACAUAUUGAUUUACUUAAUUUGUACAAAGAAUAGGAUGACAAUUAUUAUUCGUAAAAACGAGGUUGCUGCUGUGAGUAGUAUCAUGUAUAUUACAAUUGACAGGGUUCUUCACGGUUCGCACUCUAGGCGUAGGAGGCUGAGCCAAUCGCAUGUGUUACACUAUGAAGCUCAGCUGCUAUCCGACAUCCGAUUGGAUGCAGUGCACCGCGGGCUUACGUGCCUCUCGCAAUUUAAUUUCUAGGGGGUAGGGACAAGGGAGUCGUGACUUGGGAGAGCGUCCACUGCCAUCGAAGUACAAGGAAACGGAUAGUGCUAGCUCUCGCUUCUCGUAGAAUUUUUCCCUUAAUUGAGUAAACAAUGGCACGUACCAAGCAGACAGCUCGUAAAUCAACAGGAGGUAAAGCUCCUCGUAAACAAUUAGCCACAAAAGCAGCACGUAAGAGCGCACCAUCUACUGGUGGAG